Messenger RNA from Cornus florida, 733 nucleotides. Its product is annotated as V-type proton ATPase subunit G1-like. NCBI's taxonomy places the organism in Eukaryota, Viridiplantae, Streptophyta, Magnoliopsida, Cornales, Cornaceae. Gene Ontology annotation, cellular component: vacuolar proton-transporting V-type ATPase complex. The coding region runs from base 166 to 498 and encodes 110 amino acids. Gene Ontology annotation, biological process: proton transmembrane transport. The transcript has 4 exons. The record is from RefSeq and is a predicted model, not a curated record. Gene Ontology annotation, molecular function: proton-transporting ATPase activity, rotational mechanism.
AAGAUAAUUGGUAUAGACUAAAUUAACACGAAAGAAAGAUGACAUUGUCAUAUUCUUAAAGUUUAAUAUUGACAUUCUUUAUUAUUUUAUUUUGUAAUAUAACAAGUGAAGACUAUUGAUUAUGUUCAACUUAUUUUCUUUGCUCUUUUAGGUUGCAGAUUUGCAAUGGAAUCCUUUAAAGGACAAGGAGGCAUUCAGAUGCUACUAUCUGCAGAACAGGAGGCCCAACAAAUUGUGUCUGCUGCUAGAAACUUGAAGUUGACAAGGUUGAAACAGGCUAAAGAAGAAGCUGAGAGUGACGUGGCACUCUAUCGUUCCAAUUUGGAAGCUGAGCACCAAACGAGACUUUCCGAUACAAGUGGGAGCUCUGGGUCAACUGAAAAAAGGCUUGAAGAGGAAACCGAAACGAGGAUUCAGAACUUGAAGGAGACAACUUCGAAAGUAUCCCCAGAAAUCGUCGAGUUCCUCAUGAAGCAUGUCACAGCUGUGAACACUUGAUGCAUGAAGUUACGGAGUAUUGAGAAGACGAGAAUAUAAAGGAUGGCCGGGAAUAAAGAAAGAAGCAACGCAGAGCUACCGGAAAAAUGAAAUAAGUAUUUUUUUUCUGUCUUUCAUUGGAUGCAUUUUCUUGAAACACAACAAAUAUGUUUUCCACCUUGUUUCUAGGGGAUGACCUAUUUUGGGGCUGGAAUUUUGUUCUCUUUUCCAUUCAUUAUUUUAUAACAGGAGUAAC